GAAUGGGUGUAAGCUUUGCAACAAUAAUCUGGGUCCAGUUGGAUAACAACAAGGUGAGUUACUGGUUGAACGAAGAGAUUUUGAACUUCCUGGAGCGGUACCAAGGAGAAACGUGCAUUUGGGACACAGGCCAUCCGGAUCACAAAGAUAACAAAAAAAAGCUGGCGCAUGGAGUCGCCUUAGCGCCUAUUAAAUUAAAAACACAAAUGUUAUUACUCAUAAUGUCAGCCCCUUAAAUGUUGGAUGUG
This is a messenger RNA of Acanthoscelides obtectus, 248 nucleotides long. NCBI's taxonomy places the organism in Eukaryota, Metazoa, Arthropoda, Insecta, Coleoptera, Chrysomelidae. The record is from the annotation of a GenBank genome assembly.